Contarinia nasturtii (swede midge) is the source of this 1152-nucleotide messenger RNA. Its product is annotated as alcohol dehydrogenase 1-like. Gene Ontology annotation, cellular component: cytoplasm. The transcript is spliced from 4 exons. The record is from RefSeq and is a predicted model, not a curated record. Bases 65 to 844 code for a protein of 259 amino acids. Gene Ontology annotation, molecular function: oxidoreductase activity, acting on the CH-OH group of donors, NAD or NADP as acceptor. NCBI's taxonomy places the organism in Eukaryota, Metazoa, Arthropoda, Insecta, Diptera, Cecidomyiidae.
AAUAUUCGUUCAAAAUACACCAGUCGAUCAGAAACAAUAGUACCGUCUAUACAUCUGUGACACCAUGUCGUUUGAAAAGCAAAGUUUUUUGGUCGUCGGUGGAGCAAAAAGGGGUAGUAUUGGUCUUGAAUUAAUCAAGAAACUCUUUUCCAUUGGUGUUGAGAAAGUGGCCAUAUUUGAUAUUUGUGAUGCUAGUGACGUGAUUACUGAAUUGAAAACAUUGUUUCCAACUAAGGCUAUUCUAUUUUUAAAAGUAGAUGUACGUAAUAAAGUAGAAAUUGAAAAUGCAUACAAACAAGUUGUCAACGCGUUCGGCUAUGUUGAUGUAUUGGCCAACUUUGCGGGGAUUCUUGAUGAAUCAAAACCACAAGAUGUGAUUGAAAUUAAUUUGCUUGGUGUAAUCUAUGCAACUUUGGUUGGAAUCGAUCAGAUGAGCAUUGAAAAAGGUGGUCGCGGUGGGACAAUUGUGAAUAUGGCUUCGAUCUGUGGAUUGGAUGAGUUCUUCUGGGCUCCGUCGUAUUGCGCUAGCAAACACGGAGUCGUUGCUUUUACUAAAUCACUUGCUGAAAAGGAGCUGUCUGCUGAACUUGGUAUAAAAUUCAUUGUAAUAUGCCCAGGCUUUACUGCUACUUCUUUAUUAGCUGAAGUUCAACCAAGAUUAUAUGGAAAAAAUGUCGAAACGGAAAUGCCAAAAAUUAUGGAGAAAUAUGGCAUACAAACAGUGGAUCAAUGCGUCAAUAGCUUAGUCGAAGUAUUGAAAAAAGCCGAAAAUGGAUCAACAUGGAUUUUAAGCAAUGGAGACAAUAAACUCGUUGACUUUCAAUUCUACUAUAAGGAAAAAUAAAUUAAUAUGCAAAAUCAAAGCAUCAAAUCGCAAUCACUUGUUGACAGCUACUUUUGAUUCUGUAUAAGUGUAUAUAGCUCAAACUAAUACAAACAACCGUAAUCAUGCUGACAUAUAUAUUAGCUAAGAGCAGUGCCUACCAGGCACUACACUCUUUGCAAAGGACGAUUUCAUGCUCUGUUUAAUUUUUUUUUAUCAAAACGACAAACAUAUCUCUAAAAAAAAGUUCUAAAAUUAUGUGUAAAGGUGAAGUGAAUUUAACGUUAACAAUUAUUUCAUUUCAAUAAAAUGUAUAGUUCAAUAACAUC